Molecule: messenger RNA, 270 nt
Organism: Brettanomyces bruxellensis
Lineage: Eukaryota; Fungi; Ascomycota; Pichiomycetes; Pichiales; Pichiaceae
Gene: SMD3
Product: small nuclear ribonucleoprotein Sm D3
Exons: 2
Coding region: 1-270 (89 amino acids)
Biological process (GO): spliceosomal snRNP assembly; RNA processing
Cellular component (GO): catalytic step 2 spliceosome; commitment complex; U2 snRNP
Molecular function (GO): RNA binding
Source: RefSeq, a predicted model, not a curated record
AUGGGCUCAAGCAUACCUAUAAAGCUUCUUAACGAGGCUCAAGGCCACGUUGUGUCAGUCGAACUUAACAAUGGUGCAGGGCUAAAGGGCAAACUUUCUGACUCAGAGGAUAGCAUGAAUGUGCUGUUAAAAGAUGUGACGGAAACCAGUCGGGAUGGGAGUGUGAAGCAUUUGGAUGAAAUAUUUGUAAGGGGCUCACAAAUAAGAUUUGUAUCCGUUCCGGACAUUCUUAAGAAUGCACCGUUUCUCAAAAAACAGCUUCAUGAGUAA